AUGGGAGCUUCAAAUAACUUUGUCCAGAAUGAUCUGCAAAUGCUAGGCCAUCGUGAUUACGAUAUUAGCCACUUUUGGGGAGCAACUGUUGUGGUUGAUCAACUAGACUCCACUGCCCUUCAGUUCAUAGCUACAAGCAAGCUAAAAUCCCAACACACUAGCAUGCAAAUCUCCAGCCAAGACACAAAAAAAAACCAGCUAUCACCUCAGCAAAAAGUUGCGCUCAACAUCAUUCUACAACAUCAUAAUAAUCAAUCUGCAACAACACCUUUACGAACGAUUGUUCAAGGCACUGCUGGCACUGGUAAAUCAUUUUUAAUAGAUUGUAUUAGAAAAGAAUUAAACAUAUCUCCACCUAUGACGGCAAACCCAUUGCUUGUUUUAGCACCAACAGGAGUUGCUGCAUUUAAUAUACAAGCGACAACAAUCCAUGCAGGGUUGCGCAUACCUAUAAGAGAAAUGCAUCCUUUGACAGGGCAAUCAUUAAUGACAUUGCAAGAGCAAUUGAAACAUAUCAAAUAUAUUUUGAUAGACGAAAUGAGCUUUUUGGGCCCGAAACUACUACUUAAGAUAGAUAACCGUUUACGCCAAGCAUUCCCUAACAAACAACAUGACAACUUUGGUGGCGUGUCCAUGAUUCUUGUUGGUGAUCUUGCUCAGCUUCCCCCUGUUAUGGAUAAACCUAUAUAUGCUUCGCACUCUACAGCCCUCAGUUUAUGGCAUUCUUUUACUAUUGUCAUAACAUUGGACACUAUUUUCCACCAACAAGGUGCAUCUAUAAGACAACAACAAUUCAGAGCACUUCUUCACAACUUAAGAAACGCUCAAGCACUCCAACAUGAUUGGCAGUUUCUAAUGUGCCAGACAAAUGCAACAUUAACUAUUCAACAAAAGAAAGAUUUCGACUCUUCAAUCCACCUGUUUGCAACAAAUGAAUCUGCACGCUUGCAUAACAGGAAAAUGCUCAAAGAAUUAAAUUUGCCUAUCGCUCUAAGUUUAGCUAAAAUUGCUAAGCAAACAAAUACUGAAUAUGACACCAAUGAACAGCUACCAUUGGAAGUAUUACUUUCUAUUGAUCAGCAAGUGAUGUUAAUAGCUAACUUGUGGAUCAAAGUUGGCCUUGUUAAUGGUGCUAUUGGUCUUAUAAAACAAAUUGUAUAUGAAAACAAUACAAAACCACCAGACUUGCCAAAAUAUGUGGUUGUCCAAUUCAAUGAUUAUAAUGGACCUCCAUGGGAUAUAGCACAUCCAAAAGACAUACCCAUUUUGCCAAUAACGCGAGGUAGGCGUACGCAAGUACCUUUAACAAUGUCUUGGGCCAUCACUAUUCACAAAUCCCAAGGUAUUACAUUAGAUACAGCUACCAUUGACAUAGGUAAUACUGAAAAGCAAGGCCUCACAUUCACAGCUAUUUCCAGAGUGAAGACAAUUGAUGGAAUACGGAUCGAACCACCAUUCUCUUUUGAAAGGUUUUCCAAACUACAAAAUAAUCCUUAUACAACCAUUAGAAAGAAAGAAGAAACUCGUUUGCAGCUACUCUCUGCGCAAACAGAUAUCUAUUCACCUUAAAAAAAUUUGCUCCAAAACCAUCUUUCUUACAUUCCUCUACUUUCAACAAGGUAAUUACAAUUUUACAUUGUCAUACCUCUUCACAACAUGCACUUUCUUAAUCGUCCCUCAUACUAACUCUUUUUCCCUCGCUGUUCAUUUUAGAUUCCAUUCAUUCUAAGACAUCCUCCAUGCUGCAUUGAACACCACACACAAGUCUUCCUAUCUAUACACUCUUCAAUGAUUGUCUACAGAUAUAUCAGGUAUAAUACAGCUGCAAUGCAUUGCGCAUUCACAUCGCUCACUGCUCCAACAUAUACAGCUAUCUCAGGUAUGAUAUGUCACUUUUAUUGCUUAGAAUGUACUUUGUUAACAAACUUUUAUACUAAUCAAUGUCAAUUAUACAAAGUUAUACACAAUAAAAACAAUGCUAUGCUUAGUAUGUUCUUUUUGACUGCAAAACAUCUGUUCCUCACCCCAUAAUUAAAUUUCUAAGUAUUUUAACACUAAAAUGAGUAUAUUUCUAAUCAGUUUAAAACUUUAUACAACUCGAACAUUUGUAACAGCUUUUAUCAAUCUCAUUGUUAGAGGAAUUGUGUAUUAUACCUCUGAUAAGUUUUGUUACAAAACUGUCUCUUCAAUUCAAAAGUUACUACUACAACAUAAACAACUCUCCCAGUACAUUGCCUCUCCAGUGCAAACCUUCUCAAUCAACCAUUCAGUCUAGUUUUCCUACUGCAAAUUGAAGGAAGGAUGCAAGGCCUGCAACACACCAGGCAACUUGAGCCAAUCUCAAAGCCUCCAAUUUCCAUAUACCAGUUUUCACGAUUAGGCCAUAGCA
This is a messenger RNA of Cryptomeria japonica (Japanese cedar), 2389 nucleotides long. RefSeq lists its product as uncharacterized. Bases 1 to 1569 code for a protein of 522 amino acids. The transcript is spliced from 3 exons. Gene Ontology annotation, biological process: telomere maintenance; DNA repair. Gene Ontology annotation, molecular function: DNA helicase activity. The record is from RefSeq and is a predicted model, not a curated record. NCBI's taxonomy places the organism in Eukaryota, Viridiplantae, Streptophyta, Pinopsida, Cupressales, Cupressaceae.